Molecule: messenger RNA, 1009 nt
Organism: Scomber scombrus (Atlantic mackerel)
Lineage: Eukaryota; Metazoa; Chordata; Actinopteri; Scombriformes; Scombridae
Gene: inip
Product: ints3 and nabp interacting protein
Exons: 4
Coding region: 285-593 (102 amino acids)
Biological process (GO): DNA repair
Cellular component (GO): nucleoplasm; nucleus; SOSS complex
Source: RefSeq, a predicted model, not a curated record
CAAGAGGCAAAAUGCGACUCUCCUACAGCACACAAUCAACAGUUAUAUUGUUAUUUUAACCGCUCAGUUACUGUUACAACUGUAUAAAACAACAAAUAUUUAGUCAUUCAUAGAGUUCAAGUUUAACUUUAUAAUCCAGGAGGACUUUUAUCGGUGUCUGUUAUCAUCCGCCAUUGUUGCAGCAUUAGCUGGGGGGACGGAAACACAAACAAAUAACUUAAAUCAUUAACAGAAUCGUUUCUGUAGUUCAUUAUCCUCUACUUCAUAUUGCUGCCUUCACCGACAUGGCUGCUAAUCCUCCAGGACAAGCCUUCCAAAAUAAGGCACGGGUGGCAAUCCUGGCCGAGCUGGAGAAGGAGAGGAGACGACUAAUGCAGAACCAGUCCAUGAACACUCCUGGAGCCAGCAUCUCGCUGUCCAGACCGAGUAUGAAGGACUUCAGGGACAAUGCAGAGCAGCAGCACAUCGCUGCCCAGCAGAAAGCCGCCCUGCAGCAUGCGCACGCACACUCAACAGGCUUCUUCAUCACUCAGGACUCCUCAUUCGGGAACCUCAUCCUCCCUGUCCUUCCACGCCUGGAGCCCGAGUCAUGACCUUUUUACUCUGGUCCUACCCCCACACACACAUCUUGCUACCCUUGAUGUGAGACAACUCUUUGAAACGACACACGUGCACACAGACUCACGUCUCUCCCGGUUUCCUCUUUUAAUUCUGAGAUUAAUGGACAUCUGUUUGUCAUGUUGUAAACCACGUCAGCUGAACAAGUGUGGAUCUAUCGUUUUCUACUUUUUUCAGACUAACAAGGUGGCUGCUGAUUAGAGGAAAAGCUUUAAAAUCACUCGGAUUAAAGAUUCAAGAUGGAUAUAAAGCAUCCUUUUAAGUGAUCCAGCGGCUUAAAACAGACUACAGAAUUCUAUCCUGCUCUGUUGCCUCAUGGCACUCUUCAUACAGCUUUCCAUAAAAUGCACAUUUUGUCAGGUUUUUACAUUUGUAAUUGAUUUGUAUUGAU